Alosa alosa (allis shad) is the source of this 3295-nucleotide messenger RNA. It is a transcript of the gene lrrc58b, whose product is annotated as leucine rich repeat containing 58b. The transcript is spliced from 4 exons. Bases 219 to 1274 code for a protein of 351 amino acids. The record is from RefSeq and is a predicted model, not a curated record. NCBI's taxonomy places the organism in Eukaryota, Metazoa, Chordata, Actinopteri, Clupeiformes, Clupeidae. Gene Ontology annotation, molecular function: protein binding.
CCUCCCUCAUUCUGACUGACCUGCAUUAAAUAAUGAGUGGGGUUGUACAGUAGGCUACCACCUAGUGCCUGGGGAAGUAUGCCCUCCAUAGACGGAAUGCUUAUAAUACCACGAGGCUUUGUCUUUCAGGAAUUCUGAGUUUUAUGAGAACGCAUGCAGGACCUCUCUUCGGACACAUUGUAACGUUAACGUUUGAAUAAGACUUUUUUUUGUUGAAAAUGGAGGCCUUCGAGGGAGCUCACAGGGGCGAAAAUGUCUUAGAUUUGUCGCGCUUAAAUCUGAACAAUCUGAAUUUUGACAACCUCAGCGACAAAAGGAGAAAGGAGAUCAAACAACUGUAUAUAUGUUAUAACCGACUCACGGUGUUACCGGAUUCAAUAUGCUUGUUCGAGAACUUAGAAUUUCUGGACAUCAGCUGCAAUGCACUAACAGUUAUCUGUGAUAACAUUACUCGUUUGACCAAACUGAGGACAUUAAUUGCUAAGAACAAUCGUUUGGAUGAGUUUUCGCUACCGAAGGAAUUUGGAUCACUGCAGCUUGAAGUAUUGAACUUUAGUGGUAAUAGGUUUGUGGAAAUGCCUACCCAAUUUCUUCAGCUGCAGCGUCUUCAGUCUCUCUCGCUUGGGGGAAACAGGCUAAAAACCAUUCCAGCCGAGAUAGAAAACUUGACCAGUCUCGAGCUGCUGUAUCUCGGGGGCAACCUCAUCUCAUCCAUUCCUGUUGAGCUGGCCAACCUGCCUUACCUCAGCUACCUGGUGCUGUGUGACAACCGCAUCCAGAGUGUUCCACCCCAGCUCAACAGACUCCACUCUCUCCGUUCCCUGAGUCUCCAUAACAACCUCCUCACCUACCUGCCUCGCGAAAUCCUGAGCCUAGUGCAGCUCCACGAGCUGAGUCUCCGCGGCAACCCGCUCGUCGUGCGUUUCGUCAAAGACAUGACCUACGAUCCACCGUCGCUCCUAGAGCUGGCUGGCCGAGCGAUCAAGACCAGGAACCUCACCUACUCGCUGCAGGACCUCCCCACGAACCUGGUCAACUACCUGGACUUGGCCAGCAAGUGCCCCAACCCAAAGUGUGCAGGAGUGUAUUUUGAUUCGUGUGUGCGCCACAUCAAGUUUGUGGACUUCUGCGGGAAGUACCGUCUGCCUCUCAUGCACUACCUGUGCUCCCCCGAGUGCACCUCGCCCUGCAGCUCCAACCCGCAGAGCGACGCCGACUCGGAGGACGAGCACAGCGUCCCGGCCGACCGCCUUCAGAGGGUCCUGCUGGGAUAGCGCAGGAAUGGGGAGAAAGGGUGCAGGCUCUGCGCAACCAUGGCAACUAAUCCAGCCCCAUGCUGCUCUGUAUUUGGCUGACUUUAUUACUCUCUCUCUCUCUCUCUCUCUCUCUCUCUCUCUCUCUCUCUCUGUCAUGCUCUCUGUUCUCCAAAAAAAGACGGACUACUCCUCUUCCAAUCCCAGCCUUUGGCAAAGAAGCAAACUUAACACUUGUACAUCACUACUGAACUCCUUGAUCAGAGAGUCGGAGAGACUUGUAUUGGUGCUGCUGUGUGUGACUUGAAGUGUAGGCAGUUUGAACUCAGCUUUUUUUUCAGAGACCUUCCCUACAUUUAAGACUUCUCACUGGUCUCAUGGAAUUUCACUUUUGUCGACAAAAAGACUGGCGUUUCUGGACUGUUUUUUCAACUGUUUGUAUUCAGCUGUAACAAAAGUAAUUUAGGAACAUGUCCAUGCCUUAAAAGGAAGGCUGUUGAAAGCUCUAUCAAAAGGAGUCUUCAGAGUAUUAAGUGCCUGUGCCUGACUAUAAGCGUUUGAAAUGCACUUAAAUGGUCACUUCGACUAUGCAGCAAGAAGGCUCUUUCUGGCCGUCUGUAUAAACAGACAAGGCAGUGAUGAGCUGUGGAUGUGAUGGUUUACCCACACAAUCUACUUAACAUGCAGACAGUAUCUAAAACUAUCAGAAUAUCUGUUCUGUGGACUCUGGUUUGUCCUCAAAACCUGCUGUGUUCAGAAAAGAUAAUGUUUUGUUUGUGCAUUGAUUUAAAAGCUGAUCCAACUUGUGAAGCAGGUCAAUCCUAAAUAUCCAGAUGGUUUUUGACCCACGAGUUUUAACCUGACUUCUCAACUUUUUUUUUUUUUUUUUUCCGUUAGUGGCGCAAUGAUGUUGGCCCCUGACCAGAAGUCACCAUGUGAAGCUAAAGAGCUAAUUUUACACUUGCAUCGACCCACUCCCCCCUUAUUGUUGGCUUGCACCACUCCAAUAUUGUAAAAUCUUUUGGCUGCACGGUCAAGAUGAUGUUACAUCCUUGUGAACCUACUGCAUAUGAUCAAAGAGUGACCAGUCUAAUGCUUUAUAGUUUAAUUCACACUCGUGUACUUAACAUAUGCAAACCUAUUGUCAUUAACAAAAUAUAGGCACUGUAAUUAACUAAUCAUUAGGUUUGUUUCCCUCGUUGUUUUACACUGUUGCCAUCUAGUGGCCUGAGAGCAGCAAUUCACAUCACAUCAAAAUGCAAAUGAACAAAUUGAUUGGCUCUUGCAGACCCCUGCAGCAGUAGAAGGUCCUUGAUAAUUAUUUGGGAUUAUUGUGGUGAGAGUGCCCCACUGUGUGUAUAAAAUGUGUUUUUAAUAUAUAUGUAUCUAUGCAUUUUACCAAGCAAUGGACACAUCAAAGUGAACAAGGCUAGAAGCGAGCAUUAAACAUUUCAUCACAUGAAAUGUGCAUAUAUUGUUACAAUGGCAGACUCAUUUUGUUUUUGGUCUUUAGAAGUGCCUUAUGUAUGUUUCUAAAGUAUAUGACACCUAUGUUAUUUGUUCACAUUGCUUAAGCAAAUAUUCAACACUGCAAUUUGUUUUGUUUUUUCAAUGCAGCUACAGCAAAUUUGUUUUGCGCACAUAAUGACUUCAUGACCAACAUCUACAAACUGAUCGUAUAAAUACAUACAAAGAUAUUCUUUACUGUAGCCUAAAACAGUAAAUACUGAUCUCUUUACUAAAAUGUGAAAAAUAUAUUUUCUUUAUUUGUUCUUUUAUGUCAAGUCUUAACAAUGUAGAUUUGUAUUAACAACUAUGCAAAGACCUGACAUUGCAAAUAAGAAAAUUGCUUUUAUACUACCAUACAUGCACAGGAUGUUAGCAACUGAGCACAUUUAUUUAUAAUUAAAGAAAAAGGCAAGCUUUUAUACACUUAUCCCUGAGAAGGAACCCUUAGCAUUAUUUGAUGUGUGUUUGCACUUUUCCCCUCGGAUGUAGAUUGUGUGACACCCUUAAUAAAUUAAGAUUGUUGUUUGUUCUAA